Messenger RNA from Spirometra erinaceieuropaei, 7025 nucleotides. NCBI's taxonomy places the organism in Eukaryota, Metazoa, Platyhelminthes, Cestoda, Diphyllobothriidea, Diphyllobothriidae. The record is from the annotation of a GenBank genome assembly.
AUGGAUGGAAUCGAAUUAAGUGUUCAGCCCACCGACACGGAUGGCGUGGUAGAUGAUGGUGAUGAUAAGGACGGCGACUCUAUGUACCAGGAGCGCUGUGCAAAGCUAAAAGGCCUACGCAAAUACCUGACCUAUGAACGAAUGGUGGUGCUAAAGACACUGACUGGACAGCUUAUGCACGUCAUUGACUUGGCCCUGGACAUAUCAGUCACCGUGAAAUUCUACACAAAAGUAUGUAUCCGGUUUUCCAAAGCCUCUUCGUGAAAGUCCUUCGCGUUGCUCGAUAGGCCAGGAGUGAAAGAGGGGGAAAUUAGCAUACUUUUGCAAUUUAAAAAAACAGUGGGUUGAUACUUUUGGGAUUGUCAGUUCUGGCCCAUUUUCCAUCAGUAGGCAUGAAUACCCAAACCUAUUCUGUUAGCCCGAGACUGAAACUUGAGUGUUAUUUCCGUUCUACAAGUAAAAUGGCUCGGCAGAAGCUUUCUGACGAACAAUAAAUUUCCACUCGGGAUACUGAUUCACAAGUUUGAUCGAUGCUCCAUUCGCCAGCACAUGGAAUCGCAAGAUCCCUACGUGUACUGACUAAAUCUCGCCAAGCUGAUGAACCAUGUUAAGGAGCCAGUAAUUGAACGUACUAUGGGCGAGUUUAUCCUUUCCUGGGCUCCCAUAACAAGCCCUUGCCAGCCUGCAGUCUGGCAAGGACGAGGCCAUCUCACAUCAGAACCAAUGGUUCAAGAAUCUUCUCGCAGUCGACUAGCUUGUCCGACUGCAGCACCGAGCUGGGGUAUUCCGUGUUAGCUUGAGGUAUUGGCCUGGGGACUGCAAAAACGGUAAAAUAACGACAUUUAGUUGCCUAUCCAAAGGAGGCUUAAAUGACUAUGUCUAGUUCAUUUAUCGUUGUCACGUAUCCGCACCUCAAAUCUCAUGAUUUGCACUUCAGUUCAGCUGACUCCAGUAGACUGACUGGUUUUUUAAACUCACAGUGGAAUAAGAGCUACCGAUCCGACCUGACUGCGCGUCAGCGGCCUCUAUAACACUCCCAGACAUGUAAGAUUUAACGCUGUCAGCCCCCUUUCUUGUGUAAAUCUUGUGUGUUGUGCGGGGACCAAGCCUUGUGUGGCAGGCGUGGACGGAAAAUUCAGCUUCAUCAGUCACUUUCGUCCAGUCGCUGAGCAUCAGAUGGCUGAUAGCCUCGGACAGCGGGCUGGUGAAGCGAGAUCGAUAUUGGGGUCUCUAUUCCACAGACGAUCAAUGCAUUCCUCCCUACAAAAAACCUGAUACGCCUGUAUCUGCCACGGCGCACUAAACAUCGAGGCUUGAAGGGCUGCCAACCGAGGGGAUAACAGGGUCCUUUUCGGAACUGUGAGUCAGACCACAAUAACUCCUUCAUAAUGUGGCCUCUGUGGCAUUCCCACUCAGACGGGGUCUGAGGUACCCCCCCCCCUCCCCCUUGUUCCCGCGAGAACCCCGUCCGUCGUGUGUGGACAGGGCGUGAGUGACACGCGCAGACAGGCUACUCAACCUCGUCAGCCACUGCAUCCGAGCCACCCCCAGCCAUCCCGGCACUGGCUUGCCUGAAAGCUGGGGUGGGAGAGAGUGCGGCAGAUGCUGCGCAAGUCUGCAAUCAGUAUAACCAAGUUCGCGCACAAAUCAUCGGCCUGCGCUUGCCAUGCUGCGGAGUCCAUGACGGGCGUCAUCGUUCUCGAUGGCUGAACUGACACACAAACGUUCCGCUUUGCUUUAGAGGCCCUCACAGGCAGCCAUAUAGUUGGCGAAAGAUUGAGUCCUAAGGUGGUAUGGAAUAAUCUGACCCGCGCGCCGUCGGCGUGUCGAAGUAGAGAUGGGAGAUGAGCGUUCCAUUUAGAAGGUUUAAAGAACAGACGCUGAGUCAGAAGUUAGUCAUCUGUUUCUUUUGACAGGACUGAACAAUCUCGGCUAACUUGAGAGGCUUUCUAGACUCAUACGUCUAAUUUCAGCCCACUGGCCUGGUUUAUGCGCGUACACAUAUUUUGCUGUUCACAAGGAAACUGCACCUUUCGUCUUUUCGGGCAGCGGUGUUUCUUCGCUGACAUGGCAACGUCAGGAUCCCUUACAACGUUAUAAAUGCCUUCGCAGGAGCGAGCUUACCACUGAGCACAUGACCGAGCCCAUCGGCUAUGAGUAGUCUAUACCUCGCAGAGAUAGUAGGAGACGUAUUACACGGAACAUUCGCGAAAAUGCUGAAAAGCGAUUUCGACCAGAAGGGAUUACUGAAGUGAUUUUGUAAUAAUGAGUAGCGCGCAGCCUGAUUCAAAAAUAUUCCACUCACUACGCCCGAUUUGAAUGCAAAUCUUUCCGACCGUCCGUAUGAACCACACUCGCAGAAAGGGGACAACUUACCUGGUGCUGAUUGUUUUCGCUCAUUUUUAUGUUCUCGUGAAUCAUCGGAUGACGGGCUUGGGGUAGCAGAACGAUAACGAUUCUAUGAGAAGCUUUACAGUGGGCGAAACAUCUCCUAAAACUCUGAAAAAUGAUCGCAAUCAGGAAGGAUUAAUAAGGCGAUGUUGCAGUGAUCUAUCUUUAAGCAUGCUCUCAGGGCAUUUCAGUCACUUCGGUAUACUGGGUUUUGAAUGCGCUUCUCUCCAGCUGUUUGAGAAAACACAGUCGUUAAAAGUGAUUAAUUUCAUCGCUUUUCGAUGCCCACGUAAAUCCGAACAUGUUUUGUGGAAAUAAUGCUUAAAACCAUUCUUUCUUCUGUUCAUUUCGUAGAGAAUGGCGUCUUCUUCGAGUUUUAUAUUCGAAUAAAUAGUAGAUUUUAACUCAUAAAACUUCGUAACGGAUAUGGACCAAGUUCUAUAGUUUACUAACAGCCUUACUAAUAGGAAAAACAGCAGUCUAUUUGAAUCGAUAUUUUACAUUCUAAAAUACCAUAAUUGAACAUCUCUUAAGUCAAAAGAAGGGCGAAUCCUUAUGCAAGCUCUACAAAAAGACCCGUGGUUUUCAACAGUAAUGCAUGCUGCGCAAGCCGGAAACCUUGAGUGGCAGAAAUGCUUUGGCAUUGUGCUGAUUGAUAAGCAUUGUUACAACCCUCUCCUAAGUGAUUUUUUCUGAUCGAAAAUGCGUCAUGAGAUAAUGUACAAAAUCCUACUCCGCCUACCGAAGGUCUCCUUGAUGCACUCCCCAAACUUAAAUGCAACUUUUAAUGACAGCCGAAACCCACCAAGUAAAAUCCUGCAUGGGUCUGUGUCCCUUGACCGGGAGAUAUUAGACAUAAGGGAGUUUCAUAAUAAAGUUGUUAUCCUCCCUGUAAAGGUCUCCCCGAAGAUGACUUAUAGAACCAGUUCCUCUGCUUCAGAGAGUUCAGUUGCUACCUAAUCUGACGACUCCGUGUUUUGACGACUGGUCACAUGACUUUACAGCUGCAGAUAGAGAGGCUGACUCACCCCUAACUCCUGUAUAAUAUACAAUUAUUCAAACAGAUCAUAUUUUGUCUAAAACAACCCUGAACUCAAAGGGCCUCUAGGAGGUCUCUGCUCUCCAUUGUCGAUGUUCGUUUUGCUUACUUUACUUUUUCUUUGCAGGGUGAAGUUGUGUUUGCCGUGUGGAGCUGUUGUUUCAUCAUCAUACCCUACCUGUGCAAUGUUCUUUUGAGUCUUCUUGGAUUUGUGAUCAUUUCGAAAAAAAAUCCUGGUACUAAGAAGCCCUGGUGCGCCCUGAUUGUCCUGCAUGCUCUUCCAAUUGUGCCUGCCCUGUGGUAAGUUCGGACCGGACUUUUGUCUCUAAGAGAUUUUUCUACCGCACCGAUUUUCCGACAAAGACUAACCAUGCAAGAGAUAUGAGUUGUUAGAAUGUAGUAUUAUAACCACAGCGAGGAAACCAAUCUGUAUAUUCUAGACCACCCUCACGCCUUGAUGACACUGUACAAACACACCUCCUAUCGGCAAGGGUCGAUUAAACUUUCCUGGUCCCAAUUGUAAGCGUAAUGUGGGCUCUGAUAUGGAAGUAAGCCGAAGUGAGACACUGAAAUCCUUCGUGUGGAAAGUAGGCGAGGCUGAAACGGAAAAGGUAACUUAGUGUAUGAAAAAUCUGCCGUGAUAUUGAAGAAAGCCUAGAAUCCCCACAAAAGAACUGACUGAAAUAACAGGCGGGGCAGCAAUACACCAAACCUAAUGGUAAAUCUAACCUGAGCAGUAAAUCUAAUCCUAAACGUACAUAUAAGCCUAAAGUCAAUCCGUAACUUAACACUGAACUUAACACUAAACCUACCACAAAACCUAGCCCUAACCCUAAGCCUAACUUUAACCCUGACCCAAAUCCGAACCCUAACCUAACGCCAACAUCAAUCCUGCCACCAGCCGUAAACCUAAACCGCAAUCCAAAUCCUACCUCUAACCGGAACCCUUGAACUUCAGAUAAGCCCUAACCCUAAACGCAAUUGUCAGCCGGACACCAUCCCAAACCCUAAAACUAACCCUAUCUCUAAACCGAAACAUCAGGUUGCCCUUUUCGGUUUUAGCCUUGGCUAUUUUCCCACUAAAGAUUUCAACGUCUUGCUUCAGCUUACUUCACUUUCAAUCCCCGCAUUGCGCUUGGGACCAGGACAGCGCAGCUGAUCCCUACCCUUUUUCCUUCUGUUUUAAUGCUGACAAAUAUGCUCAAAGAUAUAAUUAGCAUUGUUACGUAGCCAGUUAACAUGUGAAGCUUGAACUACAAAUACUGCGUAAUUUUUGAAAACCUAUCCGAAGUUUAACUCCCUAAAUCUUGGGCCAGUACCUGCAUAUGACUAUAUAUGAACGGGUAGGUCAAAAAACCGGGCGCAGAAUAUUCGUCCUUCGUAAACUUUGUACAUAUUAAAAUACAACUCGAAACGGAUCCCUCUGCCAGGCGCUUUUUUGCAAAGUCGACCCGCUGCAAACUAGCGAACAGUGAAGGUUCUUCCUGCAAAGUGACGUCUCGAACUUACGCCCUAGUUCACUGGUUGUCCAUUGUGACGUCAAGCCGCUCUCAUAUGCGGGCUAUCACUGAUAAAGGUCAAGUGCCUCACGUUGUCUUCUGAAGCCCUGACACACGUUUUUAAAAUGCUCGUUCUGAUUUGCUGCCUUUGAAUAAUUCAUAUCCCGUGACGCUGAUAAGCAUGGAAAAAGCCACUUUUUCGUGAAAAGGGGGCAAUAUGAAGGACCAUUAUUUUUAAUCCUGAUAUUCCAAAAGCAUCCAACGUCUAGACACGGCAGUAUGGAAUCUCCGUAUCACAGAUGACCUUGCGCCAAAUUCCAACAGGGUAGCCAUUUCUAUGUCCUGACCUUGACCCCAACACUGGCCAUGGACGUAACCCUAUCACUCCUUUGGAAUUUAGCGCGAAACAAACUGAACUACGGUGGUCCAUAUCCCUGCGUCCUAACAACCCAAUUUCCGGCGCCAAAGUGCGAAUUAGCUACUAGUCCCUCAGUGCUUCGGGGUUCGUAGGUCCUGGCGCUCAACUGCUGACCCCAGUGUCAAGCGUCAAGGUACGACAGUUAUGCAGAUGCCCCCCAACCCACCCCACCCCCGGCCGUUUACUUCAGCGUGCUGUAAGUAUGUGACCUAACCCAUGAAACCUGAUGACAGGAAUUGAUAUGAGGAUUUUCUGACUCCUUAAAUGUUGCGCAUUACGCUCGCUCGUCCAGCUUCUUCAAGUAAAUGUCCUUUUUUGCAGAAAAUGUGUUCACGCAGUUUCGUCGGACAAGAUGCUCAUAAAUUUAGAGGGAAAUGGAUUUUGCGAUAUAUUCGGACAAUUACCUACGCUAAUACCUGCCCUAGACUUCGGUUACUUAUUUGAGCGUGUUUUCUUAGGGCGUAGAGUAAUUCAUUUUCAAUAUUGUUACUAAUCAAAGUUUGGUACACUUGAGAAUUGAUUUUUUGUCUGAUGCUAACUGUGGGAGUCAGUUCGUCAGCGCAGAAGCUACUUUUAAAUAACCGGACUUUUCAUUGAUUUUUUAAAGUCGGAUUGGCAUAUCUGUGUGAUUUCAUGCCUUAAAGAGCAGUACUAAAGCACACAGGCAAUCCCUUGUUUAAACGGACCGAAUUUGUUUUGCCGUCUGGAAAAUAUUAUAUAUUGACACCAAAAUGCCUACCAGCGGAUAGUCAGUUUCAAUUUUAAACGCAUGAAGCAUUAUUUUUUGUUUUGCCUAGUUUCUGCGUUUACGUAAUUCAGCAAUAGGACGAGCAAGCAAUUAACAGUCUCAGCAAUAUAUCAAUAUUUAUAUGGUCGCUCUGCAGUACAUCCAUAACUGUAUGCCACGACUCUCGAAUUGCAAGUCUCAUGCGACAGAAGUGGUACAGCUCUUGACUCAAAUGCUCAAUGACCAGUCGACCCGGACUCAAAUAUCAGGCCUUUUCGAUCUAACUGGUGAUGACUGAUGUAUAUCUCCUUCCCGCAAGAGGGUCCGACGACUCGCGUUCGGCAGACUCUUACUAGGUCCAAGCCUACUUUGUACGUCUUUUUGUAGUGAGAAUAAAAGUCGGUGAAUGAUCAAAGCCAACGGGACAACUAGCCCAUGGCUCAGUCAUACUUCUAACCACCAGGUCGUGGGUUCAAGCCUUGAAGGUUCCAUACUUUUGGGGUUCGGCGUGACUGGUUGAUGACGGCGAAUAAGCCAGAAACAGUUAUCACAGUCUCUCUUGUCUUUGUCGAUAGUGCUAUUCGGCCUAUAUUACGCUCCGCUGUGCGGCUGCUGACGGCGCUCGAGAUUGAGCCCCAAGGCACAACGAAACGAGUGAGUUACCGGUAAGAUAAAAGGCACAAGACGACUUCCCCAUCCAUGCACCGUAUCUCAUUUAGGUACGCACCACCAACGCACCUGGGUCCCGUAUUUUCGACUCUGCAGACCAAGCGGACGAGCGAGAGAAAGGGUCGGCUGGCCAAUUUCACGGUUCGAGUAGUUCCCUCCCUGUUGAUCUUCACGGAGUGCUUCGUGGAGUCUAUCCCACAGUUCCUCAUUCAGUCCUUCAACCUCCUAACCUCACCGUUCGGCCACAGCGUGGGCAAGUCUUUUUUGCGAUGUACUACUUAG